AUGGUGAGAAUUGAAGCAGACCUAAGUCGAUAUUGUAUUGGUAAGGGGAGAGAACAACAAGUGGAUUUGUUAUCCGACGAUGAUUUCUAUUCGCAAGAAGAUUAUGAAGAACUUGAAAAAAUCGAAAAAUGGAUCAGAAAUUUAUUUUUAGUUCACGAAAAGGUCCCCUUCAUAAACAUCGACCAAAUAUUGGAUUUAUAUUAUAAGACCUAUUGUAGUGAAUUUGACUGGGACAAUUUCGCGAGGUCUUCUGAUACAACAUUAUCUGAAUUCAUACUUGAAACUUGGCCCCAAAGUUUUAAAAUUGUAACUUGUCCAAAUAACAACUCGGAAUGGAUUUCUUUAACUAAUUCAACCAUAAUUAAAGAUGAAUCUUUUGACGCGUUUCUAUCUACAAAGAAAACGAAAUCUAAUGGACAUGAUAAAGGCUUAUAUGAUAUCGGAUUUGGUCGGGACAUUGGCAAAGUUAAAAAUGAAAAGCGAUUGAAAAUGCAAAAGCAAAAGGCUGAGCAAAUUUUGUGGAAAACGCGAAAUUUAGUCCCAAAUCGGACCAUUUUAUAUCCGUGCUGUCUGGAAUUAUUAUACAAGGAAUUGUAUAAAGAGAUUGUUGAUAUUAAAUCAACUGAGUAUCAUAGUUUUUCAGAAUUAAUGUACAAUUCCAUAAUUUGGAAGCCUCUUGGAAAAGAUAAAUUUAUCGCGGUCAAAUCUGAAAAUCAAAAGUACGACAUAUCAUUAUCAAAGAAGGAAGAACCUAAACUGAACGAUUUGCAAUUCGGUGUAAUAUCCAUUAUAUCAGGUAAAUAUUAUGGUGACUAG
Messenger RNA from Rhizophagus irregularis DAOM 181602=DAOM 197198, 816 nucleotides. RefSeq lists its product as uncharacterized. Lineage: Eukaryota; Fungi; Glomeromycota; Glomeromycetes; Glomerales; Glomeraceae. The record is from RefSeq and is a predicted model, not a curated record.